UCGGACCUUCUUAUCAAAUCCAGAUACCGACGGCGUGUAUCAUCUCGUCUCGCGCUCAGCCUGUCGUUGUUCCUAGUAAUUAACCUCCUCCUCAACACUUCAACCAACGCCUUUAAACCAACCAAUCCUCUGAUCAAACAACUGUUUUUCGGACUUCGAAAGGAUCCCGCCCAUCCACCACCCUGUACGCCGUAGGCAUGUCCCGCCUUGCGGGGUGUUAAUUACCCCCCUUCUCCACACUUCAACUAAGGGGCCCUUCACCAAUCUGUCUAUCAAGGAAGCAAUUUCUGUAUUCAGUACAAGGAAUUUUCGGACUUCAGCGACCCGUCCCAUCCGCCAGCCUGCAGGGCGGCAGGCGACAUGUCCAGCCUGGCGGUAAUUCCCCCGCCUUGUUGCGGUUGCUGCCUCUGCUUCAUCUGUGUGCCGCAGUCCAAGGUGGGCAUUUUGGAGCAAUGCGGGAAGUUCAGCAGGGUGGUGGGAGCGGGAUGUCACUUCAUCAACAUUUUUUGUUGCGAAUGGGUGUCGGGACUGGUCAGUCUUCGCCUGCAACAGCUGGAUGUGAAAUGCGAGACCAAGACGAAGGACAACGUGUUUGUGAACGUUGUGGUAUCUGUGCAGUAUCGAGCCGAGGAGGCGCGAGCGAAGGAUGCAUUCUACAAGCUCACUAACCCGAGGUUACAGAUUCAAGCCUACGUGUUUGAUGUGGUUCGGGCCUCGGUACCGAAGCUGAUUCUCGACGAUGUCUUCGGGCAGAAAGACGAUAUAGCCCACUCCGUCAAGACGGAGCUGGAGAAAGUUAUGGGAAGUUUCGGCUACGACAUCGAGCAGACGCUGAUCACUGACAUCGAACCCGAUCCCGUCGUCAAACGAUCCAUGAAUGAGAUCAACGCCGCCGCGCGAAUGCGACUGGCAGCGAACGAGAAGGCGGAGGCGGAGAAGAUCCUCCAGGUGAAGCUUGCGGAAGGGGAGGCGGAGGCCAAGUACUUGUCGGGACUAGGCGUCGCGCGGCAGAGACAAGCCAUCGUCGACGGGCUGAGAGAGAGUGUCACCUCCUUCUCCCAACAAGUCAAGGGCACUUCUGCAAAAGACAUCCUCGAUUUGGUGCUGAUUACGCAAUAUUUCGACACCAUGAAGGACAUCGGAUCACACUCAAAGAACACGACCGUGUUCGUUCCGAGCAAUCCGAGUGCGGUUGCUGACGUGGCAGCGCAGAUACGUGGCGGGUUCUUGCAGGCCCCAUCUAUGGCGGUGAUGGAGGGUCGGGGAAAUCGUUGAUCACCGUCCUUUUUUUCACACGAACAGACCCCUUCCCUCUCCCCCUCGCCCCUGGUCAUCAUCGCUGUGUAUGUGGUGCAACUACCCCCUUUGUGGAUGCACGGUUAAUGACCAGGGGGCGUUGUGUUCGAGUGAAGAUGCUAUUAUUGGUAGUGAUGGCGGCGACUGGGGACGGAGUGAGUCCUGGUGGCGGUGGCAGCGGCGGCGACCGGUCGAUGGCCGAGGAGGAGUCGGUGAGAAACGCGAAGGCGGGGGGGGUAAGGGCAAAACCGACCCGUAAACGUUGGUAGCUGCUGGUUCGCCGCCGGGUUACGACGACCGGUCGCUUGUCGUCGUCGAGUGACAGCGGGUUGUUGAAGAGUUGGGCGGUGGAGUUGACGUGUCGUCGCCUGCGACGAUCGCGAGCAGGAUGACGACGACGACAAUGACAACGGUAAUGACCCCUGGGAAUGACCGGUCGUCGGUGGGCGGCGGCGGCCACUUGCGGCAUCAGGAGGCCUCUUGCGACCAGCAGAGUUAGCAGUGACCGGUCGUCAACGUCUUGGAAAUACCAUACCAUCUUCUCAGCCAAAGGUAACGACUGUCCAGCGGGAUGCCGACACCCAUCAGGACUCCCGAGGAAGGGGAGGACGAGAUCCCGAUCCAGCGAAGAAGAAGAAGGGAGAUGUAACAAGUUGCUUUUCUUUUGCUUUCUUUUUUUUGUGAUUUGGCUUUUCGUCUUAAACAUGGUCGUCAUCAUCAUCCGUCAUCCCUCUCCACAGGAGAGAAGCGCGCCAAGCUCCCUCUCUGGCCGGAACUUUGCACUUGUUUCAUUCUUGGCCUGACCGUCGAUCAUCACGUAAUCUCUACAUCUACCAGGCAGGCAUCCGGUCGGGGGUACCGUAGGUGGCUCGCGUACCUCUCCCAGUGACACGCUCAGGCUGUACAUCCCCCGUUGGACAAAACAGAAUGAGUGUCACUGAGGGGUUGGUCGGUCAAAGUCAACGCAAUCAAUUUAUUUAUGCACGUAUUUAAUUAUUGAUUUACUGGUGAAGAAUGUACGGCGGAGAUCGAACUCGGUCAAAGUCAACACCGUGUAUUUUACUUAGCACUUGAUGGUCGAACAACGCUGUCACGUAUUGCAUCCAGUCAAGGUCAGCGGCAUUUAUUUAUUUAUUAUUUGGCUAGUGGCAUUAAUUCAUUUAUUUAUUAUUUGGCGAGUUAAAUAAAGAUAUACGACCUCU
Molecule: messenger RNA, 2498 nt
Organism: Chara braunii
Lineage: Eukaryota; Viridiplantae; Streptophyta; Charophyceae; Charales; Characeae
Source: the annotation of a GenBank genome assembly